This is a messenger RNA of Carlito syrichta (Philippine tarsier), 3349 nucleotides long. RefSeq names its product testis expressed 261 (gene TEX261). The record is from RefSeq and is a predicted model, not a curated record. Bases 162 to 752 code for a protein of 196 amino acids. Gene Ontology annotation, molecular function: COPII receptor activity. The transcript is spliced from 6 exons. Gene Ontology annotation, cellular component: Golgi membrane; COPII-coated ER to Golgi transport vesicle; endoplasmic reticulum membrane. NCBI's taxonomy places the organism in Eukaryota, Metazoa, Chordata, Mammalia, Primates, Tarsiidae. Gene Ontology annotation, biological process: endoplasmic reticulum to Golgi vesicle-mediated transport.
GGCAGCGCUCGGGCCGAGCCCCUCUCGGCGGCGGCGGCGGCCGCGCAUUGUCGUCCGGCCGUCCGCGGGGCGGGGACGCGGCGGCGGCGGCGGCUCCGAGUCCCCGGAGCCGAAACGCGCAGCCCCGUCCCGGUGGCCGGGCCGCGGGCGGGUGGGACGCCAUGUGGUUCAUGUACGUGCUGAGCUGGCUGUCGCUCUUCAUCCAGGUGGCCUUCAUCACGCUGGCCGUCGCGGCUGGACUCUAUUACCUGGCAGAACUGAUAGAAGAAUACACAGUGGCCACCAGCAGGAUCAUAAAAUACAUGAUCUGGUUCUCCACAGCUGUGCUGAUUGGCCUUUAUGUCUUUGAGCGCUUCCCCACCAGCAUGAUUGGCGUGGGCCUCUUCACCAACCUCGUCUACUUUGGCCUCCUCCAGACCUUUCCCUUCAUCAUGCUGACCUCGCCUAACUUCAUCCUGUCAUGCGGACUAGUGGUGGUGAAUCAUUACCUAGCAUUUCAGUUUUUUGCAGAAGAAUAUUAUCCUUUCUCAGAGGUCCUGGCCUAUUUCACUUUCUGCCUGUGGAUAAUACCGUUUGCGUUUUUUGUGUCACUUUCGGCUGGGGAGAAUGUCCUGCCCUCCACCAUGCAGCCAGGAGAUGACGUGGUCUCCAACUACUUCACCAAAGGCAAGCGGGGCAAACGCUUAGGGAUCCUGGUUGUCUUCUCCUUCAUCAAAGAAGCCAUUCUACCCAGUCGUCAGAAGAUAUACUGACUCCCUUGGGGGGAGUGUGGGGUCAAGACCAGGAGAGUCAGGCCCCCGGGCCUCUGUGUUAGGUAGGGGAGUUGGGAAGGCAUCUCCCACCAGCCCCGGCUCUCCUCCCCUCAGCUCUGAAGCCCCAUCCCCACCCUCCUCGGGGAGCUCAGCUUGGCCUAGAUCUGACGCUGCCAGGGCCUCUAACCCCAGAGGACACCAGGGAGGGUGACAGAGCCUGCUUAGCCAGGAGGCUGAGGUGCCCCAGCCCGCCCCUCCCCCUUCCGAGGUGGAUUGGGAAUUCUGGCCCAGCUGGGGCAGCCAGGGCAGGGUCUGUGGAGCUGGAGAGCAGAUGGCGACACAUUCUCUGGGCAGGUGGCCAUGGGGAGGGCCAUGGCUUGGCAUGUCCAAGAGAGACCGUUUUUGCUGUUGAACUGUGAUUUCUGUCCAAGUGCUGACUCCCACUGAAUAAAGAUUCUAGGUGGCACUGUUUGCCUUAAUACCCUGACAGUUCAUCUUCCUUUCUUCCUGCUAAGCUUCCUGGACCGGACUAGCUCUUCUGCUCCAGGGACUCCUUUCCUGGUUUAGGUCUUGCCCUCCCAGGAGACUGUUCUUGUGGCCCUUAGUGGGAAGGGAGCAGAGGCGAGGACUGAGCCUGUCAGGGAGUGGGGAGUGGGCUCAAGGCGGCCUUUCUUAACACUCCCUUGGCUUCUAUCUCUUCUUCCCUCAAGGCUCCGUGACUGUUGAGCAGGGGGGGUAGGGAGGGAACAGUCUAGGACUGGUUUAGAUUUUCGGAACAUCUCCAGUGUCCUAUUUAUAACUCUUCCUCUGGGGAAAAUGGGUGGUUUCUGGCUGAAUGCUAUCUCAGGCUCAAGGAGAAACAAAAUAAAAAUUAGCUUCCAGGCAGCCUGUAUUUUAGAGAAAUGGGGCUAGUGGGAGAAGCUGCUUGUCACCCUAAGCGCAUCCAAGGUCUGGCCCCCUUCUGUGCACUCUUGCUCCUGGGGAGAUGAUCUCUGCCUUCUAGGAAGGCAGGUUGGGUCUUGGGCACAGACCAGCAUUUGUUGACCUUGCACCCCAACUACAGUGCCUUGCAAGUGCUCAACAGCACAUACUGGAACAAAGUCCCCCACGAGAGCUGUUCCUGGCCAUGUUUUAUACCUCAAAGUGAGGCUGGCGGGUGCAGAGAUGGACUGCACACAGUGGCACCUUUAAGCUGCUGGGAGGACCCCUGUGCUUGAAAAUCUUUGCGUUCAUACCUGAGUUCCCACCAUAGCCCUCAUUUCCUUAGCUUUAGCACUUCUGUUCUCUUGAGUAUGAGCUUUCCGCUUUCCCUGGGAGAAGGAGUACGUGUUAGUCUUCUCUGGUUGCGAAUAACAUUGCCAGGCCCUUUUCUCCUAUGCAGACCAGGACAGACAAGGCAGAGGACCUUGGAAGCUGCAUCAUCCUCCUGACGGGCUGACAGCCCUCUGGGCCCUUGCUGUCCACUGCCUUGUUCCUCACCUGAUGUUGUGGCUUCACCCCCUGCAUCCCCUGGACCGCCAGCACCCCCAGAGGCUGCUGGUGGCUCACAUGUGCUAAAUGCAGACCCUUUCCAUAUCUUACUGGAUCUGGGCAGCACCUGACAUGGUCACCCCCUGCUUCUGGAGUCACACUUCCCUGGCACUUCUGUGGCUGGUUGUCUACCUCUCUGGCUGUUCCUCUCAGCCUUCCGUGCAGGCUUCUCUACUCGCCUCAGGCACAGUGGAGUCUCUCAGGGAUCUGUUAGGGCUCCCUGGGGAAGCCCAUCUGUCCUGAUGGCUUCAAGGACUCUGCCAAGGAAUUAAGAGUUGACCUCCAGCCCCGUAAUCCCACCUGCUCAUCUGACCAGUUCUGCCUUCUGGGCACACAGACAGCUCGGGUUCACGGCCCAGAUGGUGCUUGAUGUCCUCUGCAAGCCUUUCCCUUUAGGGUACCUGUCUUGACUCCAAGAUCACUCGGAAGCCACACAGGAAACCUGUUUUCAACUUCCACUUUCUCUGUUUACUUUAAUCUCCAAAAACUGUCAGUCUAGCUUCUUAACAUCUCUUGGUUUGAGCCAUUCCCACCGUCCUCACCUUUCACCUGGAUUACUAGGACAGCUCCUGCUUCUCUGUCCCAUGGCCGGAGCUGUCUUUCUGAAAUGCAUAGUUGAUCAAGUCACUCCCCAGCCUAAAACUUCCCAUGGCUCCCCACUGCCCUCCAGGUAAAGCCCAGAUCCCUUAGCAUGGCUUGUGAGACUCGUGUCCUGGUCCCUGCUCACCUCUGGUUUGUCACUUGCCUUUUUGCUCUCUGGGUCCCAGCCUCUUUAUCCACAGACACCAUGGCUCUCUCUUGCCACUUUGAUUCCUCUUUCUUGGUACUUUCUCUCAAAUCUCAAUUUAGAUUUUACUUCUUCCAAGGAGCUUUGAAUGUCCUCUCCUCCCCCAACCCCACCCCACACACCACACAGAUCACUCGGCUUACUUGCCUGCUUUACGGUCUGUCACCCCACUAGACUGUAAGCUCCUUGAGGGCAAGGACUGUCCUUGAAUUUUUGUAUUAAUAGUGCCUGGCUUGUGCCUGGCACCUAGAAAGCACUCAAUAAAUGUUUGUUUAAUGAA